CCCGGUGCUGUUCCCGUCCCGGUGCUGCUCUCGUCCCGGUGCUCCUCCCGUUCCGGCCCGGUCCCAUCCCGGCACCGCCAUGCGCAAGUUCUUCCAGGAGAUCAAGGCCGACCUGAAGUUCAAGACAGCGGGGCCCGGGCAGAAGCUCUCGGAGCCGUCCCGGGCCCCCCGGGAGAAGCCGAAAGCCGAGGUGGCCCCGAAGCCCCGGCAGGCCCCGACGGAUGAGGCGCAGAGGGCGGCGGCCGCGGCGCUGGCCCGGCUGGAGGUGAAGCCCAAGGGAGGAAAGGCUCCGUCCGCGUCGCAGGAGGCCAUCAGGAACCAGGUGAGGAAAGAGCUGAUGGCCGAGGCAGCUGCCAGCGAGAAGGGGCUCUCCAUGGAGGAAAAGGAGCAGGAGGAGGAAGGGGCAGCUGCUCCCUCUGUCUCAGGGGUUUAUUUCAUCUGCCCCUUGACUGGUACCGUUGUGAGGAAAGACCAGAAGGAGAAGCAGCUCCGAGAAGCCAUCCAGGCAUAUUUCUCCGUGGACCCGGUGGCCGCUUCCAUCAUGGAGAUCCACACCUUCAACAAGGACCGGGAGAAGGUCCGGCUGUGCGUGGAGACCAUGGCCAAGUACCUGGAUAACAUCUAUCUCCAUCCAGAGGAGGAGAAAUACCGGAAAAUCAAACUGCAGAACAAGGUGUUUCAGGAAAGGAUAAGCUGCUUGGAAGGGACACACAAAUUUUUCCAGGCUGUCGGGUUUGAGACAAAAACACUGCCUGUUCCAGGACAAGAGACCACGGAGGAGUUCUACGUGCUGAAGGAGGAGGUGCUGAGCAGGCUGGAGGACCUGAGGGAGCACAAGGAGCAGCUGCUGAGCUCGGAGCCCGUGCGGGCGCAGCUGCACCGGCAGCUGGCCGUGUUCCACCCCUCGCCCGCGGCCGCGCGCUUCGAGCUGCCCCGCGACUUCUUCAGCCUCACUGCGGAGGAGCUGCGCCGCGAGCAGCGGCUCCGGACGGAGGCGGUGGAGAAGGCGUCGAUGCUGAGGACCAGAGCCAUGCGCGAGAAGGACGAGCAGAGGGAGAUGAGGAAGUACAACUACACGCUGCUGAGGGUGCGCUUCCCCGAUGGAUACAUCCUCCAGGGGACUUUUUAUGCCCGAGAGUCAGUGUCUGUGCUCUACAACUUUGUGAGAGAAGCACUCAGAGAUGACUGGCUGCCCUUUGAGCUCCUGGGACCUGGAGGUCUCAAACUGACUGACGAGAACUUGGCCUUCAAUGAAUGUGGGCUGGUGCCCUCGGCCCUGCUGAGCCUGGCCUGGGACGCCGCGGUCAUGGCGGACGUGGAGGCGGCGGCGGAGGAGCAGCGCAGCCCCCUCAGGCCCGAGCUGCUGGCCAGGGCCCAGCCCCUGUCCUGAAAUAAAGGGCAGAGCCUCCGGUGCUGCUGGCUUUGGACUCGUCCCUCCUUUUGCCGAGACUGCUGGAGGUGGCUUUGGUUGGCUCUGCACAGGGGCAGGGCCCUGCUGUCCCCUCCCGGCUCCAGACUCACAGGUGGCCCCGCCAGCGGCUCCUCCCUGGGGCUGCCAACACCCAACUGGAGCAGGGACUGCCCGAGGCGUUCCCGAGGCAGUGGUGGAGCAGGGAUGAGGGGCUGGUAAGGCUGGAUGACCGGCCUGAGCCUGGGGAGGGCGCUGGGUGUAGAGCUCAGCUUCCCGUUCUGCUUCUGUGUGCACUGUAACUCCUACUGGGGAGAAGCUAUUUGGAUAAAGUUACACUUAGUCCGAUUAAAUGGAAUUAUUUAAA
Molecule: messenger RNA, 1775 nt
Organism: Melozone crissalis (California towhee)
Lineage: Eukaryota; Metazoa; Chordata; Aves; Passeriformes; Passerellidae
Gene: UBXN6
Product: UBX domain protein 6
Exons: 11
Coding region: 80-1390 (436 amino acids)
Cellular component (GO): cytoplasm
Molecular function (GO): protein binding
Source: RefSeq, a predicted model, not a curated record